This is a messenger RNA of Camelina sativa (false flax), 1044 nucleotides long. RefSeq names its product jacalin-related lectin 41-like. NCBI's taxonomy places the organism in Eukaryota, Viridiplantae, Streptophyta, Magnoliopsida, Brassicales, Brassicaceae. Gene Ontology annotation, molecular function: carbohydrate binding. The record is from RefSeq and is a predicted model, not a curated record.
AUGGGGUUCAACAAGGGUACUAAGUUUUCACCAGGUUCCAUGAGGAGAAAAAUCAUUGGGUUCCAUGGCUUUUCUGACAAGAAUGUGCACUCUCUUGGAGCAUAUUUCAUCAGGAUUCCUGCAACCAAAUCGGCUAUGCAAGGUGGUCAAACCACGGGGAGAAGUUAUGAUCAUGGUGGUGACUAUGAUGGCAUAAGAAAAGUGUACGUUACACAUGAUGGCACUUCAAUAAGGAAUAUGAGGGUGGACUAUGACAAAGGCGGUCAAGUGGAAUGCUUUGAGUACGGUGACAAGAUCGGAUUAGGAGAUGAGUAUCUCCGAAUGAAAUUAUCCACGAUUACGGUGAAUUAUCCAUACGAAUGUAUCUUAUCCGUAGAAGGAAGCUACGCAAACACCCAACCUUACGGAUGUAUUGUCCUUAGGUCUUUAACUUUCAAAACAUCAAAUGGGAGAACCUUAGUAGUGGGAACAGUGGCUGGUACCAAGUUCUCCCUGCAGAGCGAAGGCAAUGCUAUUGUUGGAUUCCAUGGACGGGUAGGUUCUUGUGUUGAUAGUAUCGGGGCAUAUUACGCUCCCUUUACUCCCUCUCCUCCUCCUACAGAGAAACUAGAGGGACAAGGUGGUGCUGGAGGAGAGUCUUGGGACGAUGGUGCUUUCCAAAAUGUGAGGAAGGUAUACAUAGGACAAGGCGAGUAUGGUAUCGUCUCUGUUAAGUUCGAGUACGAGAACGACACUGGUGAGGUGGUUGUUGGAGGUGAACAUGGAAAGACGACUUUGCUUGGAUACGAAGAGUUUGAGGUGGAUUAUCCAAGUGAAUACAUCACGUCAGUAGAGGCUUGCCACGACAAGGUUAUGGGAGCUGAAACAGGAGUUAUAACGAUGGUUAGGUUCAAGACAAACAAACGCACCUCUCCACCCUUUGGACUUGAAGCUGGUGUCAACUUUGUCCUCAAGAAGGAAGGUCACAAGAUCAAUGGGUUCCAUGGAAAAUCUAGUACUAUACUUCAUCAGAUUGGGGUUCAUGUCGUUCCCAUCACUGAGUGA